Cooperia oncophora is the source of this 615-nucleotide messenger RNA. NCBI's taxonomy places the organism in Eukaryota, Metazoa, Nematoda, Chromadorea, Rhabditida, Trichostrongylidae. The record is from the annotation of a GenBank genome assembly.
CUGUUUCAGAUAGUUGCCUCUUUGGCUGCAGAAACGUGGGCGAUUCAGGACGAAGACUUCGAAUCCCAGUCAUUUUAUUGUUCCACCAUUACCGCAAAAACUGUCGAACGAAUUACGCAAAUGUCUUAUGGACUCUGUGUCAUCGACACGAUUACGCUUAUCGGGAUUAUUUGCUUGAAUAUCAUCAACAGUUAUGCGAUGAAGAGGUUCAAAAAGUCAUACAGUCUGCAGUCAUAUCAGCUACGUGAAAAUGCUAACGUUAUUCGAGUGAUGCUGCCAUUGACUAUUUUCCAAACCAUGUGCUAUUUUUUAUUCACGCUCGCAGUACCUGUAAUCACUGCAUUUCGUAGUCAAAUGUCAUUGGCCACGUUCCAAACUCUCGUCACCUCGUCGUAUAUUAUACCCUACUAUACGACAGUUUCUCCAAUUCUAAUGUGGUUCAUUAUCCGUUGGUCGAAGCGUAUGAAGGCAAUCAAGUUGAGCAAUCUCAGAGGUGGAAGAAAAUCCGAGUGCGAUGUCUAUUUUCAAGAGCUAAGCAAAAUGUGGAACAGCGCUUCAGUUCAUAGUUUGACUAACGGCGCUUCAGUUAAUAAUUUGACUUCUAUAAGCAACUGA